AUGAGCGACCAAAAUCACACGAAAAAUGUGGCAUCUUUGGCCGUCAUCGACUACGAGGCUCUUGUUAACAAGGAUGCCGCCGAGAUACAAAAGCUAGUUCAUGCUGGCCAGGCAGUAGGCAUGUUCUAUCUCGAUCUCCGAGGCGCUCGGACGAGAGCCAUCUUUGAAGAUAUGCCAAUCAUCUUUAAAACUGGCAAUGAGUUCUUCAACCUCCCGCCCGAUUGCGUGGAAAAGACUGAGAGCCUUCGAACAGGCAUGGAGCGAGGAUAUCAUCCUAGUAAAACCUUCGAGGCGUACGAAAUUCCCCGGGAUGAAUACGAAUCUGGGAAAUGGGUUCUACCUUCUACAUUCGAACCCCAACAAGAACGCAUCACGCGUACGAUGAGAGCCUUCCAUGAAGCAGUGCAAACAGUCCUUACCGAGCUUUGUGCAAGCGUAGGUGUAACCAUCCCUGAGCUUGUCAAUGACUUCACAAUUCCAAGUGACACGGCCCUCAAGCUGGUAUUCAAACCUCCAAUUCAUGACGCUGGAAAAGUGAUUAAUGGGGCCCACACUGAUUUCGGUCUGGCCACGCUGCUUUGGUACGAUGAAGAAACCACACAGAUUCCCGUCUACGAUGAGCAGGGCAAGCAAACAGAUGUAUGGCAAACAAUUCCAGUGGUAGAGGGUUCUGUCCUCAUCAAUGUUGCCGAUGAACUGGCCGCCAGAUCCAAUGGUCGUUUGCACUCAACUGUGCAUCGUGUGGUGGCACCGCCUGGUGCGAAAAGGGGCGCUUCUGUGCCUGCCUCCUAUGAAGGCGAACAGCUAGCUUUCGACGCCCGAGUCGUUUCGGUUCUAGCGUCGAAAUUGCCAGAGCGACUUACUCUGGAGCUUAGGACCGAUGAAGGGAUCACAAAAGCCAAUGUUGAAUCCAAAUCGCUCGAUGAGACGACGUGGGAGAAGUUAAAAGGACUAAAUCCCGAGUCCCUCGUCCAUGUCACCGGUCGCAUAUCUUUGUUGGGUCCCAAGGUUGUAUACGGUGACAACCAUGCGACUGCGAAAAAAGAAACCGCCGCUACACUCACCGUGACCGACCUGACCAUAGUCGCACAGGCAUGUCCGAAUCUGCCCUCACUUAAUACAAACGAGCUUGAUCUCGGAGAACGACUCAACAAUCGCAUCUUAGACUUACGGAAUGCAGGAAAUGGAGCCAUAAUAAAGCUUCUUUCGCAAACGUGUCAAUUGAUAGUCGAAUUUCUUAGCUCCAAUGGAUUCCACUGGAUUCACACGCCACGUAUAAUCAGUCACACAGUUACAGGAGAUGAAGAAUACUUUCACCUACCUUACUUUGGAGGCGAUGCGUGGCUGGCACAGAACUCUCAGUAUCAAAAUCAGACGGUUCUUUCCAUGGAUAUGCAACGUAUUUUUGACAUCGGCCCAGCGUUCCGAGCGGAAAAAAAGUCCCGUGCCUCCGGUAGACAUUUGACCGAGUUUACUUGUCUAGGCACGGGUAUGAUGUUCCAAGAAGAUUACCAUGAGGUAAUGGACAUGAUGGAAUCCAUGCUCCUUUUCGUGUUCAGAGGGCUCCAAGAACGCAAACAAUGUCGAGACCUCAUUGAAUCUGUCAAAAAGUACUAUCCUGCCGCAAGAGAGUUUCGUAUUGGCCUCGACAAGCAUGGGAAGGUGCCUCGUAUCUCUUUCAUGCAGGCAAAGCAGUUGCUACGAGAAGAGCUUGGCAUGAACGCAGAUGAUAAUCAAGAUCUCUCUGAAGUAGAGGAAGCUGCCCUUGGCCGUCUUUUUCGCACGUCUCCUCAUCUUGGACAGACAGACGUGUUCACGAUUGACCAGUACCCAGCGUUCUGUCGCCCUUUCAACUCACACCCAAGUCCGGGUUCCACGGGGCUCACGAACGCCUGGGAUACUAUUGUGGGCGGGCGAGAGGUCUGCUCAGGGAGUCAGCGCAUCAACAGAUACGAGGAGGUUAGGAGUGCAAUGGCUAACGCUAAUAUAAGCCCGGACAGCAAGGAGUGGGGGCCAUAUCUAUCCGCUUUCAAGGCCGGCAUGCCUCUUCAUGGAGGAUUGGGUCUCGGGGUCAAUCGGCUGCUUCAGGGAUUUCUUGGCCUAGAUGACGUGCGUGAAGUCACGCUGUAUCCAAGAGAUGCGAAUAGAACAGCACCAUAG
Talaromyces rugulosus is the source of this 2160-nucleotide messenger RNA. RefSeq lists its product as uncharacterized. NCBI's taxonomy places the organism in Eukaryota, Fungi, Ascomycota, Eurotiomycetes, Eurotiales, Trichocomaceae. Bases 1 to 2160 code for a protein of 719 amino acids. The transcript has 6 exons. Gene Ontology annotation, biological process: aspartyl-tRNA aminoacylation. Gene Ontology annotation, molecular function: ATP binding; RNA binding; aspartate-tRNA ligase activity. The record is from RefSeq and is a predicted model, not a curated record. Gene Ontology annotation, cellular component: cytosol; cytoplasm; aminoacyl-tRNA synthetase multienzyme complex.